Molecule: messenger RNA, 2838 nt
Organism: Physcomitrium patens
Lineage: Eukaryota; Viridiplantae; Streptophyta; Bryopsida; Funariales; Funariaceae
Source: RefSeq, a predicted model, not a curated record
GUCCAGUAACGACGUCAGAUUUGGGAAGGUUGACGCUGAAGGUCGUGGCGUUCAAGGCUCUCGAGACUUCCCGGGUUUCUCAGCUCUUUGAACCGCUCACACGCCAUUUCUUUGCGGGAAAUCGCAGGCACCGCCGCAUCCAGAUUUCUUUUGACUACGAUCCACCACUAGUUAGUCGAAUUGGAUCUACUGAGUACAAUCUCACGGGCGGUCUUUGAAGAUCUGCCUUCCUGUGCAGCAGAUAAUUGCGUCCUGUUUCACGUCCACGUCGUGUUUCAUUCGUCAGUGGAAUAUGUGAGAUCAUGCCUAUGAGCACAGCGGAAAUAGUUUCCAGUCCUAGCCUAACGUUGUAGUUGUAAUGCGGAAGGUGAUUACACCAUGUCAUUACAAUCCUACUACUUGUUUUCUCUCAUUAUUGCUCUUCUAGGCCAUCAGAAACUCCUAGAAUUCACUUGCACUUUACUCAGAUACUUGCUCGCUGCUAGCAGCACCCUUCCAACCAAGGAUUAGAAUACAGGGAUUGGCAAUGAAAAAUAAGUAUCGAUCCUUCUGAACAAUUAGCACGAAUUAUUUGAAGAACUCCGUCUAAAUGAAAUUGUUUCCUUCCACUUCCCUUCAGGUCUUGUAGAUAUAUUUUUUUUCAGUUUCUCCUGAUGUCGUUUCAAUGCAGUAUCAAACGUUUAAGUUUUGGCUGCCAGUAUGAGCUCCAGUAUCAUCAGCAAAACGAGUAGAUAGAACCGCCGAUGUUUCUCAUUUAGAUCUUUGAAGCACUACCAAUGUCGAAAUGGUGUAGUGGAUUACCACCUCAGACAGGCCACAAGGAGGAGGAGAAAGGUGGAAGAUCACACAGUUCGCUUGGCCGAAGGAAGGACAGAAUAUUUUUCGAUGAGGCCAUAUCUUCGACUCUUAAUUUGUCUGGGCUGAGUCCUGAAGAAAAAUUCCAUCCGGUGAUCAAGAUCGGGCCAGGACUAGCUCCUUACACGUCUGAAGUUUCUUCCACACCCCAUGAUACUCCUUCAACACCCCAUGAUACUCCUACUCCAUCUCCUCAACAGUCUUCUAAAGGGCCUCCCUCCACAACUAAUGAUACACCUUCCACUCCAUCUCCUCCACUUUCCUAUGAGGCGCCUCCACUAACACCUCCAGGUACACCUUCCUCUCAAUCUCCAACACAGCGGUCCAAAGGGCCUACAUCAACACCUCCUGGUACACCUUCCUCUCAAUCUAAAGCGCCUAUAUCAACACCACCUGAUAUACCUUUCACUUCAAUUCCACUAUCGCCACCUCCUGCCAUUCCCAGGACUCCCAGGGAGAUGAGCAACACAGAAAAGGAAAAGAAGAAAAAGAAGAAGAAGAAAGAGAAGAGAAAGAAGAAGAAAAAGCCGCAACCUCCUCCACCAAAGCCGCGGUCGCCGUGUGUAAGUGAAUGCGAAGAAGAGGUCGAAACGAAGCUGGGCGGAGGUGUGACAAUGCCAUCAAUUUUCGCAAUGUGCCAUAUUCCAGCAAGUCGUCAGGGUAUAUCGGAACCUGACACUUAUCAAGUCUCGGAAGACCGUUCUGGUGUUGGAUCAUCUUCUUGGAGGGACGAAGACGACGUGCCAAACUUCCCCCCUGCCGUACCUAGCAGCUAUAUGCGUCUCAAAGGUAUUGUAAGAUCCUUCGGGAACAAAAUUGAUGCCAGAAAUUUAGUCGAGGUUGGUCCUCACGGUUGGCAUGCAUCGAGUAUCGCACCUUACGAUCUCGGCGACACUGGUGACACGGUAACCGUGGACAGAGCUGGAUGGCAUGAAAAAGAGAAGUGAUUGAAGUCCUAACCGGAAUGGAUCUUGAUAGAAACAAAAUCGAAGACAAAAUCCAGACAGUGAGUCGCUGCAAUGCGCGCAGACUAGAAAAAACGAUUGCAACAACCAAAGGUUGACCGGGGGUGCUUUCAUGCCAACAAAUACUAUUUUCAAGUUGCAAGUGGUGCAAAUGUCGAAGAACGAAAACUGAUCUCAGUAUCAGUUCGUCAGCCAUUUGCGGGUGGCCUCACGAGGUACCUUUACUGAUGAGAACGGGCGACAGAGGAAAGGGCACUAUGCAACGUAAAACUGAGGACUCAAGUUGCUUGCACUGUAAUUCCACGAGGUCCACUGUCCUAUAGUUUCUUCUUCAAUUCUUUUAAGGUAGAUGAUCCUCUUGUAACAUGUCACUCACCUUUCUCAAAGCACUAUUGUCACAGAAAUAGCUGCAUGAUUGAUUCGGUGGACUAAGCUUCUCAACAUGGUACCCCAGGAGUGUGAUCAAAGAUGGCCUGCUCAACUUCCACUCCGUUGCUCUUUCAGGCGAUCAAUCUAAUGGAACCUGAAGAAAAUUCUAAUUUUUUAUUCGUAGUAAUGUCGACGAAUAAUUCAUUACAACAAUAUUAGUCCACAAAUUUUGUAUGUUGUGAAUCUAGAAAUAGAUUUUAUUUUAUUUUUUUCAAAUUUUCAAGUUCUGGAUGACUGUUCUUCAUUUUAUACUGCGUUUUCUCUUCAUCUUAUAAAUUUAUUUAAAAUUUUGUUUCACUACUAUCAUUACAAUGUAUUCUGUUUGGGUAUUUUUGGUGUUUACAUGCAAAAUACUCACAAAGUUCAAUUUACCAUGUGGUUUUUAGUAUUUUACAGUGAACUUAAGCUUAAAAUCUAGUGAAUGUUGUUGUUUUUCUUUUUUCUUUUUCUUUUUUUUAAAUCUAAUGUAGGAGAAUUUCGUAUUUAAAAACAAAAAGUCAUUUGUAGGUUAAAUGAACUCUAUUUUCGCUACAAAAAAUUGUUUAUACAACCAAACGUAUUGUUGAUAUCAAAAAUUAAAAUUUUUAAA